CACACACACACACACACACACACACACACACACACACACACUCACUCACACACACACCGAUCUGAUCUCUCUCAUCUGCCAGUCUCAUUUCUUUCCUCCUGACAGACGGAACAUUACUCUCUUCUCUCGUUUUCUCUCUUUCCUCUUUUACACCGUCACUUUCUCUCCAUCUUUCCCUCCAUCUUUUAUCAUCUUCACUAUUGUCUCUUUUCCACAUUACGUUCUGUCUCUACCUUUAAAUCUACUUCUUUCUCUCUUUCUCUGUCUUUCUUUCUCUCUCCUCUCGUUCUUUCUCUCGUUCUUUCUCUCUCUCGUUCUUUCUCUCGUUCUUUCUUUCUCUCUCUUUCUUUCUGUCUCUCUCUCUGUCUCUGUCUCUCUCUGUCUCUCUCUCUCGCUCUCUUUCUCUCUCUCUCUCUCUCUCUCUCUCUCGCUCUCUCUCUCUCUCUCUUGGUCUCUCGUUCUCUCGUUAUUUCCCUCCAUCAUGGAGGCUGUAGCCGUGUUUUCAUUCCGAGCGACAGAACGAGACGAGCUCAGCUUCCAGAAAGGAGAGAUACUGAAGGUGACGGAGAUGGACGAGGAUCCUAAUUGGAUGAUGGCAGAACUCCACGGGAGGCGAGGCUACGUCCCCGAGAACUACAUUAGUCUGUUACCACACCCGUGGUUUGCGGGUCGUGUGUCCAGGCAGCAGGCUGAGCAGCGGUUGCGUUGGGAAGAGAGAGGAGUGUUCCUGGUUCGAGAGUCAGAGAGUUCACCAGGAGAGUUCUCUGUUUCUGUCAGCUAUGGCGACAUGGUGGAGCACUUCCUGGUUCUCGAGGGAUUGGGUCAGUACUGUGUGUGGGAGGAGACUUUCACGUCUCUCAACCGAUUGGUCGAUUUCUACAGAUCGCACAGCAUCGCCCAGGAGAGAACCGUCUACCUGACCGAACCUCCCGACACACCUCUACACACACACACACCCGCACACCCUCUCACACACACUGCCGUUCAUCUACAGGACCCUAACCCAAACCCUUACACACCUCUACGAACACACACACACACCGCUAACCCGUAUCUAGCUGAGCACCCCACACACACCUCUCACCCUCACACACACCACACCCCUAACACACACCCCACACACACCUCUCACCCUCACACACACCACACACACACCUCUCACCCCUCGGCCGGCUUCUCCAAAAGAAGAGAACCAAGCAAGAGCCCGAACUGGGGUUAUUCUGCCCCUACAUAACCACACACACACACACACACACACACACACAGACACAGACACAGACACACACACACACACACACACUGACCAACACACACACACACACAGACAC
Molecule: messenger RNA, 1328 nt
Organism: Salmo salar (Atlantic salmon)
Lineage: Eukaryota; Metazoa; Chordata; Actinopteri; Salmoniformes; Salmonidae
Product: GRB2-related adapter protein-like
Molecular function (GO): protein binding
Source: RefSeq, a predicted model, not a curated record